Molecule: messenger RNA, 1175 nt
Organism: Bubalus bubalis (water buffalo)
Lineage: Eukaryota; Metazoa; Chordata; Mammalia; Artiodactyla; Bovidae
Product: ubiquitin D
Exons: 2
Coding region: 135-623 (162 amino acids)
Biological process (GO): positive regulation of apoptotic process; positive regulation of canonical NF-kappaB signal transduction; protein ubiquitination
Cellular component (GO): nucleus
Molecular function (GO): proteasome binding; protein binding
Source: RefSeq, a predicted model, not a curated record
ACAAAGGGUAGAGAAAAACUUGAAAACCACAGCACCUUGAAAACCAGGCAGGGGAUUUCCAAUUUAGCUGCUCAUAUAAACUGGAGGCGAGGUCCUUUGCUCUGUCUUCUGAUUCUGCUCCUCUGAUUGCAGACAUGGCCACUGUCGUCGAUGUGACUGUCCAUUCUGAGAAAUGGAGACCGAUGACCUUCCCUGCCCAUCCGGGAGACAGAGUGAAUAAGAUUAAGGAACAUGUGCGCUCUAAGACCAGGGUUCCCGUGCAGGACCAGGUCCUCCAGCUGGGCUCGAAGAUCCUAAAGCCGCAGAGAACUCUGUCAUCGUAUGGCAUCGACAAGGAGACGACCAUCCACCUCACCCUGAAGGUGGUAAAGCCCAGUGAUGAGGAGUUGCCCUUGGUUUUGGUGGAGCCUGGUGAUGGGGGGCAGAGGCAUGAGCUCCAGGUGCGAAGGUCCAGCUUAGUGACCCAGGUGAAGGAGAUGAUCAAGAUGAAGACCGCUAUACCCCCUAAGAAGCAGAUUGUGAACUGCAAUGGAAAGAAACUGGAAGAUGGGAAGAUCAUGGGAGAUUAUGGCAUCAAAAAGGGCCAUUUACUCUUCCUGACAUAUCCCUGCAUUGGCGGGUGAUAACCCUGCAGAUGGAGUGAUAGCAGAAACUAAAGAGCUCAUUUCCUUUUACUUCUUACUCACUAAUCACACCCUCUGAAAAUCUCCCAAAAUUAAUGUGAAAGAUAAAUAGAAAGAGAAGAUUUAGGUUGGGCUGGUGAAGAAUGUUGUAGAACAUUUCUAAUUCAUUGAUUCUUUCAUUCUCACAUGAUUGAAUAAUUGCAAAAUUGCAUAUAAUACAUUAUAUGUUGAUAUGUUAGAAUAUAUUGGAAUUUGAACACCUCUUAGAGGUAACAUUCGAAGCCAGCUUGCAGUUUAAUCCUGAAUUGGUUCUGACUCAUAGAAAAACUCCUAUUUCCUUUUCCAAUCAACAAAAGUACAUUUUAGGUUGUGAUUCAUGUUCUUCUAAUUACUGUUUGCAUCUAUUUUUAGUGCAGUGCUUCUUCUGUCAUAUCACUCAAAAAUUGUUGAGCUACAUUUACUUUCUACUUAUAGAGAAUAGUGAAAUGCUUUAUUAAUGAACUAUUUACUGUGAUGAUUCCAAUCUUAUUAAUAAAUAAUUUAGAAAUUCAA